CCUCGGCCAUGGCCGCGCUGGGGGUCGCGGCCCGCGCGCUCGCUCGGCAGGGACGCUCCUGGGGCCCCCGUGCCUGCCUCGGGCUGGGCGAGCCUGCCACGCAGGCGCGAGAGAACCACGGCUGGCACGCGUCGCUCCUGUCGCUGCGAGGCGCCCUCCCAGUGAGAGGAGAGCCUCUCAGGAAGAAGAAGAAGGUGGAUCCUAAGAAAGAACAAGCCGCCAAGGACCGGCUGAAGAAGAGGAUUAAGAAGCUGGAGAAGGCCACGCAGGAGCUGAUCCCCAUCGAAGACUUCAUCCUUCCUGCGAAGUACCUGGAGGAGGAGAGGCAGCGCCCGGAUCGGCAGCUCCCCUUGGAGGACAGUGAGAGGAGGACCUUUCUCAUGAAGAGGUGGGCCCUUUACAAACAGCAGGAGCACGAAACCGAGCGAGAGAAGAUCGCGUCCAUGCUGGAGGCCCAGCAAGAGGCCUUGCGGGAGCUGCGCCUAGAGUCUGAGCUGCUCUACGAGGCCGCUGCCCGGCGAGACGAAGGCUUGUUUCCCUUUGAAAAGGAGGGCCCGACCUACACCCCAGCCAGCCCUGGCUACCAGCCCCCCGAGGGCAAGUACAACGAUAUCACCAAAGUGUAUGUACAGGGGGAGCACAAGAGAUAGGCCAGAUGCCAGGCACCCACCGGUGGGGGCUCACGGCGAGUCCCUUGUCCUGUGUAUCUCUGGGAGAGCCCAGGCCACGCCCAGCAGGGAGCACAGCCUUUGUCCUGCAGCCCCAUGACUUUCCUGCGGCGUCUGGGCCUCAGAGACCUCCCUUUGUGCUGGGGAGACGCAAAAAGGUCGCCUGCCUGCAGAGAGCUCCUAUUCUAAUGGAGGAGUCAGUCUAGACCUAAGAAGGUAUAUUCGAGAAGGUGGGAGGGGGCCUCGGGGCUUCCUGCAGGGCUUGGGGGGGUCACUGGGUCCUGGAGGGUGUAUUUCUUUUAAUAAAAGAAUUGUGAUUCAUAAACAUUA
This is a messenger RNA of Vombatus ursinus (common wombat), 998 nucleotides long. It is a transcript of the gene MRPL40, whose product is annotated as mitochondrial ribosomal protein L40. Gene Ontology annotation, cellular component: mitochondrial ribosome; mitochondrial large ribosomal subunit. Lineage: Eukaryota; Metazoa; Chordata; Mammalia; Diprotodontia; Vombatidae. Bases 9 to 650 code for a protein of 213 amino acids. The record is from RefSeq and is a predicted model, not a curated record. The transcript has 4 exons.